Molecule: messenger RNA, 1729 nt
Organism: Plectropomus leopardus (leopard coralgrouper)
Lineage: Eukaryota; Metazoa; Chordata; Actinopteri; Perciformes; Serranidae
Gene: pitx1
Product: paired-like homeodomain 1
Biological process (GO): regulation of transcription by RNA polymerase II; anatomical structure morphogenesis
Cellular component (GO): nucleus
Molecular function (GO): DNA-binding transcription factor activity, RNA polymerase II-specific; RNA polymerase II cis-regulatory region sequence-specific DNA binding
Source: RefSeq, a predicted model, not a curated record
GAAGGAGAGCGCACUGGCCGUCACUGCUGUAGAGGAGGGAGAGUGGGCUGUGUGAUUUUUUUCCCUUUAACACUUCGUGGAGGAACCUAACUCUCGUGGAAAUCCUCCCUGCACGAUUCAUCCUCUCAUGUCGUGGUGGGAUGAAUUUGGACAGAAUCGCAGAGGCAGUGAGAGCACCGCCGCCCCGCGACGUGGCCCCCGCGUUUCAUUUACCGAGAACUCCAAACAGCAGUCGAGAAACUUUAGAGAACUCAAGCAGCGAGUCUUCAGACACAGAGUUGGCAGAAAAGGAGAGGAGCGCCGAACACAGGAGCGAUGACGGGAACGCGGACGAUCCCAAGAAGAAGAAGCAGCGGCGGCAGCGGACUCACUUCACCAGCCAGCAGCUGCAGGAGCUGGAGGCCACUUUCCAGAGGAACCGCUACCCGGACAUGAGCACCAGAGAGGAGAUCGCCGUGUGGACCAACCUGACCGAAGCCAGAGUCCGGGUGUGGUUCAAAAACCGCCGGGCCAAGUGGAGGAAGCGCGAGCGGAACCAGCAGAUGGACCUGUGUAAGAACAGUUACCUGCCGCAGUUCAGCGGCCUCAUGCAGCCUUACGACGACAUGUACCCGGCGUACACCUACAACAACUGGACCAACAAGGGCCUCACCCCGGCGCCUCUGUCCACCAAAAACUUCACCUUCUUCAACUCCAUGAGCCCCCUCACCUCGCAGUCCAUGUUCUCUGCGCCCAACUCUAUCUCCUCUAUGACCAUGGCCUCCGGGAUGGGCCACUCCGCCGUGCCGGGGAUGCCCACCCCGGGCCUCAACAACAUCAGCAACCUGAACGGGAUCGGCACGUCCGGCAUCAACUCAGCAAUGUCGUCGUCCGCGUGUCCGUACGGGCCCCCCGGCUCUCCGUACAGCGUUUACCGGGACACUUGCAACUCCAGCUUGGCCACCCUCAGACUCAAAUCCAAACAGCAUCCAACUUUUGGAUACAGCGGCCUGCAGAGCCCCGGCUCGAGCCUGAACGCGUGUCAAUACAACAGCUGACGGGCCAAAAUAUGUUACAAAUAUAAAUAAAUAUAUAUGUGAUAAACGGACACGGUGUCAGAGCUUAGCUGCGGAUGGGGGAAAAAAUCAAAGACAACUAAACUGGAUUAGUUGCAAUCAUUUUUCAAAAAAAAAAGAAAAAAGAAAAGAAAAAUGGAUUAUGCGGGUUAUAUGUGUUUACCAAUGAACUUGCACAGCAAUUGAAAUGUCCAGGUUUUUUUGGAUUUUUUAAAUGAUGAAGACGUGUUACAUUGCUGCAUUGUACAUAUAUAAAUGUAAAUAUAUACAGGCCUAACAUAUGGAAAAGACAAUGGGAUUUUUUUCUUCUUUUUUUUGUGCUUGCUUGCUUUUGAAGACUGUCUGGGGGGAUUCUUGACCUCAAAAAGGAUUUGCAAGAAGAAAAAAAUAAAGUGUCGAACUUAUCAUCAACUCAAUUCGAAAAAAGAAAUCCUAUAUUGUAGAUAUUUUAUACUGCUUCUGUGUGCUUUCUAUUUACCGUCUAUGCAGGGUGCCACCGGCCCGUUUGACGCCUCCCGUUCAGUGACUUUACUUUGAAAUGUUUUUUUGUUUCCAUUUUGUUUGCUGAAAUAGAAAACCCCGCAUGUUUAAACUUGAGUGAAACGUGUUUUGUACGAUAAUGUAAGACUUUGCAGAAGUAAGUUCAUUAGCCUAAACUGUAUACAAAAGGUGAU